This is a messenger RNA of Monodelphis domestica (gray short-tailed opossum), 1649 nucleotides long. It is a transcript of the gene ST8SIA6, whose product is annotated as ST8 alpha-N-acetyl-neuraminide alpha-2,8-sialyltransferase 6. The record is from RefSeq and is a predicted model, not a curated record. Lineage: Eukaryota; Metazoa; Chordata; Mammalia; Didelphimorphia; Didelphidae. Gene Ontology annotation, molecular function: alpha-N-acetylneuraminate alpha-2,8-sialyltransferase activity. Gene Ontology annotation, biological process: oligosaccharide metabolic process; N-glycan processing.
AGCGCAGCGACGGUCACUGAAGCCAGCAGCAGCCAGCCGCAGGGGAUUCUUCCUCUUUCUGCAGCGGGGGAGAGAGGAAAGCCUAGUGGCGCUCGGGGGACUGGCCAGGUCGAGGGCGCGCAGCUGUGUCUGCGCUCAGGAGAGCGAGCGAAGCAGCGAGCGCGCCAGGGAGCAGGGCCCCGAGGGCUCGGCUGGGCGGGCCGGUGGCGGCGCUCGCCUGGGCGCUUGGGCGCCGUCGCCGCUGCCUCUGUCGCCGCCCCUCGCCACCGCCGCCGCCGCCUUUAAAUACUCUGGCUUGGCGUCGCGCUGUUGCGGUGGUGGUGGUGGUGGUUGUGGUGGCGGCGGCGGCGGCGGCGGCGGCGGCGGCGGGAGCGGGAGCGGCUCCUCCAGUGCGGGCUGGGCAGGGAGAGUGCUUUUCGGCGUUGGCAGCAGCGGCACCGGCUGCGGCUCACCAUGAAGGCUGCUGCUGCUCUGCUCACAGUGCUCGCCACCCUGCUCCUCUUCCUGUACCUUCUGUGGCUCACAACCGAAGGGCCCUUGAGCUCCAGGGACUGGAAAGGCGAAGCCAAGAAAGUCGUCAACUUUACCCCUGAAAUGCCUGGAAAGCUCAGUUUCCCUUUUGCUCCGGGUUCCAACUUCAAAAACAGCAACCCAAAUGUGGUCAUGAAAAAGACACCAGUGACGAAAUGCAAAAACCUACGAGACCCAUUUUGGUCUUCAUUUACCAAAAAGAAAAGGUAUUCAGAAGAUUAUUACCUUCAACUUAUUACAAAUGUACAGAAAUGCAAAUGGCAACAGCAACCUGAAGAGCAAAAGAAAUUUAGGUCAAAGCUUGCUUCUUGCUGCGAUGCCAUGCAUAACUUUGUCAUUUCUCAAAAUAACACUCCACUUGGGAGUAACAUGAGUUAUGAAACUGAAAGGACCAGCUUCCCUAUUGAAAAGGGCAUUUUUCAGAUGCUGCCAGUGUCACAACCAUUUAUGGGGCGUUCUCGUAAUCAAUGUGCAGUGGUUGGAAAUGGGGGAAUCCUGAAGGACUCUCUCUGUGGAUCUGAAAUAGAUAAAUCUGACUUUGUUUUUAGGUGUAAUCUCCCUCCAGUCACAGGAAACUUUGUCAAAGACGUUGGCAAUAAAACCAGUCUGGUCACUGUUAAUCCUAGCAUCAUUCAGCAGAAGUAUGGUGCGUUAAAUAUAAAUAAAUCGACAUUUCUAGACAACAUGGCGGCCUAUGGAGAGGCAUUCCUUAUCCUGCCAGCAUUUUCUUUUAGGAGAAAUACUAAUACCUCUUUUGACGUGUACCAAGCACUCCAUGGUUUUAAGGCAAAGCAGAAGGCUAUAUUCUUUCAUCCCAAGUACCUGAAAAGCCUUGACCAGUUCUGGAGAACCAAAGGUGUAAAGGCAUUUCGAUUGUCCUCUGGCUUAAUGAUCAUAAGUGCUGCCAUCGAACUGUGUGAGAAUGUGAAGCUGUAUGGAUUUUGGCCUUUCUCUAAGACCACAAAUGGCAAGCCCAUCCGCCAUCACUACUAUGACAAUGUAUUACCGAAACCGGGCUUCCAUGCAAUGCCCAUAGAAUAUAGAGAAAUUCUCCAGCUUCAUGGGAAAGGCAUUGUCAAGUUACAGUUUAGUCAAUGUGAAUCACCCUCUUGAAUCAG